Molecule: messenger RNA, 1077 nt
Organism: Trypanosoma rangeli
Lineage: Eukaryota; Euglenozoa; Kinetoplastea; Trypanosomatida; Trypanosomatidae
Exons: 1
Coding region: 1-1077 (358 amino acids)
Biological process (GO): protein catabolic process
Cellular component (GO): cytoplasm
Molecular function (GO): leucyl-tRNA--protein transferase activity
Source: RefSeq, a predicted model, not a curated record
AUGCGGCAUACAAGAAAGCACUUUCGUGUGGAAGGCGGGGAUGAUCUUCCCGCGGUAGACAUGGAGCAGGAGGUGCGGGACGCCACCAGCCGCAACGAUGUGUGCACCAUUCUUCCACUUACCUCCGAAGGUGUUAAAUUGCUUUCCAGGUUUUACCCGCCAGUGAAAAAUGCCGCAGACAUGGACACGCUUGCGAAGCGGCUUUCAAGAAUGGGGAGCCACAAUGAAUUUGGCUUUUCGCCUCUGUUUUCUCCUCUCCUGGUUGAUGCGGCGUGUCAACGGGGUAUAUUCCCCAUGUCGAUCUUAGUUGACGCUGACCACUAUCUAUUCGCUCCCAAAUUGCAUCAUGAGCGGUGCGUGACGCAGCUGCAACCGCCUGUCAAGGGCUUUCCUAUGAGCAGUGACGAUAAGGAGGGAAAGUUUGUAGUUGAGAUGCUGCAUGUCUCCAAAAAAUAUUUAUUAGGUCGCAACGAAAGCACUCGCACGAGGUCGUUUGAUGUUUUUAUCAACCGCAAUGAAGAUAUCGUCCCUGCGCUCUCGCUGAUUGUGGCACAGCACGGCGAAAACUGGAUGUGCCGCGCCCUUCGUGCCUGCCUUAUCCACAUGUUCUUCAACAAGGACAGUUAUCGCACCAAAAUUGUCGUUGUCGCCGUCUGCCGCCAUCGCUACCCUUCUGACCCAGGUGAGAAUGCAACCAACAGCAACGAACAGGUGUGUAACUUUGCCGAGGGUGACGCGGUAAAUGAGGGCGAUCUCAUAUCCACUGAGGUUGGCUUUAUUGUUGGGGAUAUUUACUGCUCCAUGACGGGAGCGUACAGUUCAAGCGGAUCAGGGACCCUGCAGUUGGCGGUCACCGGAGAGGCGUUGCGCACUGCCGGGUGCAGUGUCUGGGACCUGGGGAUGGAUAUGAUGUACAAGCGUAAAAUGCUAAACUGUGUGUCUCUGCCACGUAAGCAGUGGCUGGAGUUUGUGCGGGAGCAUGUGGCGGAUGUGUCGGUUGCGGAAACCAUUGAAGGACGCUUGCGGGAGCAAUUUAGUGAGGGCGUGGCAGUGCGACCACUGCUUUUACGUACUUGA